Sander lucioperca (pikeperch) is the source of this 4345-nucleotide messenger RNA. It is a transcript of the gene myo3b, whose product is annotated as myosin IIIB. Lineage: Eukaryota; Metazoa; Chordata; Actinopteri; Perciformes; Percidae. Gene Ontology annotation, molecular function: cytoskeletal motor activity; protein binding; ATP binding. Gene Ontology annotation, cellular component: myosin complex. Bases 156 to 4163 code for a protein of 1335 amino acids. Gene Ontology annotation, biological process: protein phosphorylation. The record is from RefSeq and is a predicted model, not a curated record. The transcript has 39 exons.
GAUCAUGAAUAUACAAUUGAAGGUGAUAUUGGUCAGCUAAGAGCUUCCGGUCAGCAGGACAACAUGCUCAGAUAUCUAUACUCUUAAUAAUUAAAACCCUUCACUGAGUAAACCGGGAAACCCGUUCGGAUUUGUUGCUAUGGACGAUUUUAGAGAUGGAAAUACAGAGGCUGCAAACUCAAGUGUGUCAGAGAGGAGCUCUUGAUCACCAGAUACAAUGUUCCUUUUUCAGGAGGUCACUGUAUGGACUGUAUCCUCACAAGCCCAGCAUGAUUGGCAUGGAGAACCUGGGCGAUCCAUCAAGUAACUGGGAUAUAGUGGAGACCAUUGGUAAAGGAACGUAUGGGAAAGUCUACAGAGUGACCAACAAGAAGGAUGGGAGUCAAGCAGCUGUGAAAGUGCUGGACCCAAUCAAUCAUGCGAGCCAUUCAAACAGAGAUGUGGACGAGGAAAUUGAGGCAGAAUACAACAUCUUGAGGUCCCUGUCCAACCACCCUAAUGUGGUGAAGUUUUACGGCAUGUUCUACAAGUCAGACAAAGUAUCAGGUGGACAACUUUGGCUGGUCCUUGAGCUGUGCAAUGGCGGCUCUGUCACAGAACUCAUCAAAGGCCUACUCAUGCGAGGCCAGUGUCUGCAGGAGCCCGUUAUCUCAUACAUCUUAUACAGUGCCCUCUUGGGUCUUCAGCAUUUGCACAACAACCGGAUUAUCCAUCGUGACGUCAAAGGCAACAACAUCCUCCUGACAACUGAGGGAGGAGUCAAACUGGUUGACUUUGGUGUUUCAGCUCAGCUGACCAGUGCACGAUUGCGGAGGAACACAUCAGUUGGGACUCCGUUUUGGAUGGCUCCUGAGGUCAUAGCCUGUGAACAGCAGUAUGACUACUCCUACGACGCCCGCUGUGAUGUGUGGUCGCUCGGCAUCACAGCCAUCGAGCUGGCAGACGGAGAUCCCCCGCUGGCUGAGAUGCAUCCAGUUAAAGCCCUCUUCAAAAUCCCGCGAAAUCCCUCCCCUACAUUACGAAAUCCAGAGCAGUGGUGCAGAAGUUUUUGCCAUUUCAUCGGCCAGUGUCUGAUAAAGGAUUUUGAAGCACGUCCAUCUGUGACGCACCUCCUAGAGCAUCCCUUCAUCAAGCAGGCCCACGGCAAAGAUGUGGUACUACCACAGCAGUUAGCUGCUCUCAUCCAGGAGCAGCAAGAACUCUGCUGCAAAACCAAAACCAAGCAGGAGCGAAUCAAUACUCGUAAAACCCUCAUAAUAGAGAGCUGUCCUGAUGAUGAUCUGGUAAACCUGGAGUUCUUAGAUGAGGAGACAAUAAUCAGCCAUCUCCAGAAGCGGUAUGAUGAGCUGCAGGUGUACACUUACGUUGGUGACAUCCUCAUUGCUCUCAAUCCUUUCCAGAAUCUCAGCAUCUACUCUCCCCAGUUCUCUAAGCUGUACCACGGUGUAAAGCGGGCUGACAACCCUCCACACAUCUUUGCUACUGCAGAUGCAGCCUACCGAGGCAUGGUGACGUUCUGCAAAGACCAGUGUAUCAUAAUCAGCGGGGAGAGUGGUGCGGGGAAAACAGAGAGCGCUCAUUUGAUUGUUCAACAUCUUACCUUCUUGGGAAAGGCUAACAAUCGGACGCUGCGAGAGAAGAUCUUGCAGGUGAACCCCCUUGUAGAGGCCUUCGGAAACGCCUGCACAGCUAUCAAUGACAACUCCAGUCGCUUUGGCAAAUACCUGGAGAUGAAGUUCACACCCACUGGAGCGGUCAUCGGGGCCAAGAUAUCCGAGAACCUGCUGGAGAAGUCGAGGGUCAUCAAACAGGCUAUCGGGGAGAAAAACUUCCACAUAUUUUACUACAUAUACGCUGGGCUUUACCACCAAGACAAGCUGAAGACUUACAGGCUACCAGACAGGACACCUCCCAGGUACAUUGACAGCCAACACCGCAAAGUGAUGCAAGACAUUGUCUCCAGCAAACUGUACACGGAGCAGUUUGACGCAAUUCAGGAGUGCUUCCGAAAUAUUGGCUUUACUGAAGAGGAGGUCAACUCUGUUUACAGAAUUCUCUCAGCCAUUUUGAACACCGGCAAUAUUGAAUUUGCUUCCAUCACAUCCCAACACCAGACUGAUAAGAGUGACGUGCCUAACUCAGCGGCCUUAGAGAACGCUGCAUCUCUCCUCAGCAUCGGCACUGAGGAACUCCAGGAGGCGCUGACCUCCCAGUGUGUGGUCACCAGGGGCGAGACCAUCAUCCGCACCAACACCGUGGACAAAGCUGCUGACGUCCGAGACGCCAUGUCCAAGGCCUUGUACGGACGCCUCUUCAGCUGGAUAGUCAACCGCAUCAACUCCCUGCUGCAGCCUGACAUGAAUAUCUGUGCCGCAGAGAGCGUCAUGAAUGUAGGAAUCCUGGACAUAUUUGGAUUUGAAAACUUCAAGAAGAACUCAUUUGAACAACUGUGCAUCAACAUCGCAAACGAGCAGAUCCAGUUUUACUUCAACCAGCACAUUUUUGCCCUUGAACAGAUGGAAUACCAGAGUGAGGGGGUGGAUGCCAGCCUGGUGGACUAUGAGGACAACAGGCCCAUCCUGGACAUGUUCCUGCAGAAGCCCAUGGGUCUGCUGUCCCUGAUGGACGAGGAGAGUCGCUUCCCUCAGGCCACUGACCAAACCUUAGUGGAUAAAUUUGAGGACAAUUUGCGCUGCAAGUACUUUUGGAUACCAAAACAUGUGGAGCUUUGUUUUGGGAUUCAGCAUUAUGCAGGAAAGGUAAUGUACAACGUGAAUGGUUUUUUGGGGAAGAACAGAGACACUCUUCCUGCAGACAUCGUCGUAGUUCUGAGAACAUCAGAGAACAAACUUUUGCAGCAGCUGUUUUCCAGCCCCUUAACUAAAACAGGAAAUCUGGCGAUGUCCAGAGCCCGAAUCACAGCUGCCUCCAGAUCUCUGCCACCACAGCUCGGUUCCGGGCGCACCAAGUCUCCCAAAUACCUAUUGAAGGUGGACACCAUGGAGAUGAUGCGUCACCCAGAAGAAACCACCAACAUGAGGAGACAGACUGUAGCCUCCUAUUUCCGUUACUCCCUGAUGGACUUGCUGUCUAAGAUGGUGGUGGGUCAGCCACACUUUGUGCGCUGCAUCAAACCCAAUGAUGACAGGCAGGGACUGCGCUUCUGCAAGGAGAGGGUGAUGUUGCAGCUGCGCUACACCGGAAUCCUGGAAACAGUGAACAUCCGUCGGCAAGGCUACUCCCACCGCAUCCUGUUUGAAGAGUUCGUCAACAGAUAUUACUACCUUGCGUUUCGGGCUCACCAGAUGCCUGAGACCAGCAAAGAGAACGUUGUCGCCAUACUGGAGCGGGCCAAACUGGAAGCCUGGGUGCUGGGGAAGACAAAGGUUUUUCUUAGGUACUACCAUGUGGAGCAGCUGAACCUGCUGCUGAGGGAGGUGAUAGCUCGGGUGGUGGUGAUGCAAGCUUACACUAAAGGCUGGCUGGGCGCCCGACAUUACCGAAAAGAGAAGCAGAAGAGAAACCGUGGGGCUGUCAUCAUCCAGUCAGCCUGGAGGGGCUAUGUUGCUCGGCAGAACCUCAAGCAGAUAAAAAAGGAGCGGGAAGAGGCCGCUAUCUGCAUUCAGUCAGCUUACAGGGACCAUCGGGUGCGUCGGGACCAUGUACCCCAGGGGCACAUAUGCCAACCUGAGGCUGGAGGAAAGACCACCAAAGAGGAGCAUACGGGGUCAAACAACUCAGAAAGCAGGGAGGCACAUACGGAUCACAUACAUAGAGGAAAUGUUGGCCUCGACAGCCAAGACAGACAAGUGAAAGACUUCAAGAGAGACAAAGGCAGAGCAGAAGACAGUGUAACCAAGCCUUGCCGGGAGACAGCUAGACUGCGAGACAUGCAGUGUAAACAAGGUCCAGUGAUGAAGCUGCAGCAGAGAACUCCUCGCCGGCGGGGCCAGCAGCCCAAGCUGCUCAACAGCCCCGAAGACAGCCUGUACUACAACCAGCUAAAUAGAACUCUGGAUUACCAGGGGAGCAAGAGGAAGCCGAGAAAACUUGGUCAAAUCAAAGUGCUGGAUGGAGAAGACGAGUACUACAAAUUACUGUCAACUGUGGAGUCAAUCCCUGAGGAAGAGCAUGCGACCGCCCCCCCCUUCCACUCUUUCUAGUGGGCCUCUCGUCAGUCAGAGCUGAGCCUUAAAACCAUGUCAACCGAUUGCCUUCUUCAACUUUGAACUGCACCUGAACCAAAACAAACUCAGCAACACACAUUAUAUCUGUUGUAAAUGUAUAUUUAUUUCUAGUAAAUCGACAUUUUAUAUGAGUCAAAUAAAUAUGUUUAAACUACUCA